AUGGAGCAAACACAGCAUCGAGAGGUUCCUAGGGAGAUUUGGCUUGCCAUUGACUUCGGGACCAAUACCACUGAAGUUGCUGUCUCCGUGGACCCGACUAACCCUGCUGGAACCGCCGAUUACCUCUUGAAAUUCCCGUCUAGCGCGUCCACUCAGGUGGAAAAUUACACCACCGAGUUAGAUACCACUAUCGUCUUUACGAAAGAUGCCAAAAAAUUCUCGUUUGGUUCCGACGGGGCGUCGUACGCCAACCGGGAAAUGUUCAGGCACUGGAAGUUAGGUACGAUGGGAGUGAAACCAUAUGACGAAAACCUGAUCGAAUCCUGUCGGGGCGUUCAGCAAUGCCUAGGCCUAGAACACGGGCACUUCACUCCCGCAUCCCUCUUCCGUAUUCUUUUUGAGCACAUUUUGAAGACCGCCAAGGACCACCUUCGCAACGAGUAUGGUGAAUCUUUCGGUCCGAUCAAAGCCUGGCUUACGUAUCCAGUCAGCUGCGGUGAAUCAAUACGGAUCCUGCUUCUUCAAGAAGCCAUUGCUGCCGGGAUUGUUGUCAUGGGACUGAUUCUUGACUUCGGCGGAGCAACGUUGGAUGCCACGAUUAUAUACAAGAACGACGAUGGCCAGUUGGUUCAGGCUUGUGCGACCGACGGCCUCCCAAAAGGAGGGCAAAUGGUCAACGAAUUAUGUCGCAGCUGGCUUCAAGCGAAUUUCCCAGACUGGAAAUCAUUGUGGGAUGAUGAUCACUGGGCUACGUACAUAUCGCCCUUUUUCGAUCAAUGCAAACGGGCCUUUGAUGGCCAGUCCACCCAUGAGCUAUUUCGCGGGGAUGGCUCUGUUGAGAUUCCUCCUGAUGUGAUGCAAGGAUUCUUUCUGCCUUUGAUCUCCGGAGCGGAGGAUUUAGUGAUACGCAUGUGUGACCGCGCGAGGAAAGCCGGGCAUCCCGUAAAUAUUGCGGUCGUGUGUGGUGGCACUGUGAGAAAUAAGUGGUUUAGAACUGAACUAUUCAGGCGACUCAAGGAGCACGGGAUCACCACUUGCGAAAAAAUUGACGUUCAUGGAAUUGUAGCACUUGGGGCAUUGCAAUACGCUCGUCUUGAUGUUGAGGAAGAACUUGUGAUAACGCGCAAUUUGGGACUCGGCUACGUCGGCGACUACGAUGAAAACGGAAGCCCUCUCAAAAAGGGAGAGUGGCUGACAGGUAUAGGUUGGAUUCUUCGUGAGGGGCAAGAUCCAAAAGAGGGCCCCGGCUGCCUAAAAUUCACGAAGAAAAUCCAGCCACGCUCAAAGGAAGCCGGCGACCUGAUCAUUGAAUCUAAAAUGCAUGUGACUCCGCCAGACUCAAGACAAUUCGGCGAGGAGCAUAUCAAAAGAAACGAUCUAAUUGAGUGGGAAUGUGACAUCACUUAUCCAGCAACUGAAGAAAUCUUUUCGUAUCUAUCUCACCUAGGUACCUUUUCAGGGGAAAUCCCGCACGAAAAACUGUUUCCGCUUGGAACUGAAACGAAGGAACGCGAAUUUGAGUUUGAGCUUACCCUCCAGAAUGACCGGCAAUUACUGCGGGGAGUUUUUGCCGUUAUGCUAGAUGGCGAGCGCUGUCUUCUCCACGACGUGUACUACACGCCUCUGCCUUUGGUACCACGAUCGGAGUAUUUGAAUCAACAAGGUCAACUUCGCCGCCGCGUGAAACGUGGCGCAGGUGCUGCCAACGUGGAUGAUAGGCUGGACACAAGACACCCGAAUCUACGUUCAUCGAGCAUAGCAAUCUUGCCUACGCUAAAUACCUCGACCGAACCUUCUCGCAGUUCUGGCAGUCCUGAUUCAGGCAGCCCUAAUUCAGGCAGCCCUGACUCAGGCAGCCUUGACUCAGGCAGUCCUCGCCAUCCGCCUUAUCUCCCCGAUGAUCUUCCAUCGGUGCGUGGGCCUAGCCGACCGGACCAUACUGCUUCUUCUUCUCUCCAACACCGAAACGCCUCUCCCGGAAGUCGCUACCCAAUUCGGUACAUACCACCCCCAUCCGAGGAUGUAAUCAAUCAGAUCAUCAACGACUUGCCACGGCUAGCGGGCCACAGAGGGACAAACCUUUCGGUAUAA
Messenger RNA from Penicillium subrubescens, 2091 nucleotides. RefSeq names its product Hsp70 family protein. The record is from RefSeq and is a predicted model, not a curated record. The transcript is spliced from 7 exons. NCBI's taxonomy places the organism in Eukaryota, Fungi, Ascomycota, Eurotiomycetes, Eurotiales, Aspergillaceae. The coding region runs from base 1 to 2091 and encodes 696 amino acids.